AUGUCAAUCGCCACUCCCCCGGCGUCCGCCACAUAUGGUCCGCCCCAAGUGCGGACAGAUGAAGAGCAAACGGUCACGUUCACAGAGCCUGAUAUGGAGAAACUAGGUCGAGAAAGACCACAAAUAUUUGCUAGUCUUUUCUCUGAGAUAUGUUUCAUUUUCUCGAUCGUCAUGAGCCAGAUUCUGGCUGAGUUCUUCAUCACCGGAUCGAACGUCUUGACCCCUAUUCUCGUAAGAGAAUUGAAUAUUCCGGCAGCAUCGACGAUAUGGCCAACCACGGCUCUCUCGCUCGUCAUUUGUGCUACUCUUUUGAUAUGGGGGCGUUUGACCGACAUGUACGGAGGUUACCUAGUCUUCAAUGCCGGUGCAAUCUGGCUCUGUAUAUCCUCAAUCAUUGCUGGGUUCUCACAGUCAUGGCUGAUGUUGAUUUUCUUCCGCGCAUGCCAAGGAUUAGCACUCGGUGCUUUGCUGCCCUCCGGCAUGAUGAUUCUCGGUAGCACAUACAGACCUGGUCCUCGAAAAAAUCUCGUCUUUGCUCUCUAUGGCGCCUGUGCUGCUCUAGGGUUCUUCGUGGGAUUUUUCGUUUCUGGCCUUGCCGGUCAGUACCUCAGCUGGCGAUGGUAUUUCUUUAUCGGGGCUAUCCUUUCCGCCGUUAUGGGCGUCUCUGCUAUCUUCUCGAUUCCAAAGGAUUAUGCCGAGAAGAAGGAACUCGGCAUUCGAAUGGAUUGGGCCGGCCUCGUUUUGUCUAUUGUUGGGUCUACAUUUCUGGUUUUCUCGAUUGCAGAAAGCUCAUACGCGCCCAAUGGAUGGCGAACACCCUAUAUUCCAGUGUUCUUUUGCUUAGGAGUCAUCACUUUCGCGGUAUUCGCUUAUAUUGAAGGCUGGGUGGUGCACAACCCAUUGCUGCCAGGAGAUGUGUUCCAUGUGAAACACCUGAAAGCGCUCCUCUUCUCUCUGCUUUGUCUAUACGGCAGCCUGGGCAUAUUUCUCCUUUAUGGUGUUCUAUACAUGUCCGAAUUCAUGGGUGCAAGCCCGUUGCAGAUUGUCGCCUGGACCGUGCCAAUGGCAGUUGGUGGCCUAUUUCUUUCAGUAACGGGUGGCUUUAUUCUCCACAAGGUUUCUGGGACAAUUCUGAUGAUCAUUUCAUGUCUCGGAUACGUUGGAUCAGGCCUAUUAUUCGCAGUUGUUCCGGUCGGCGGCAACUACUGGGCUUACGUAUUUCCCGCCAUGAUCUGUGGCACAAUCGCCAUCGACAUUUCGUUCAAUAUUGCCAACAUUUUCAUCACGACUACAAUGCCAAAGUCCCGGCAAGGUAUCGCGGGGGCACUCCCUUACUGUACCAUGCAUAUGGGGAUCGCGGUUAUGCUUGGCUUCGCGGACAUCGUGGAAACUCAAACCAAGCACUUGGGAGAGCGCGAGAGUUAUAAGGCGGUAUUCUGGUUCCAGACAGGGCUAGCUAUCCUUGGGCUACUUAUUGCUGUGUUCUUUGUGAGAAUCAAAAAUGCAGAGAGCGAAUUGACUGCCGACGAAAAGCAGCAACAGAACAGGGUGGAAGGCGACACAGCGAAGAAAGGGGAGGUUUAG
This is a messenger RNA of Penicillium waksmanii, 1584 nucleotides long. RefSeq names its product putative MFS multidrug transporter. The coding region runs from base 1 to 1584 and encodes 527 amino acids. Gene Ontology annotation, molecular function: transmembrane transporter activity. The transcript is spliced from 3 exons. Gene Ontology annotation, cellular component: membrane. Lineage: Eukaryota; Fungi; Ascomycota; Eurotiomycetes; Eurotiales; Aspergillaceae. Gene Ontology annotation, biological process: transmembrane transport. The record is from RefSeq and is a predicted model, not a curated record.